AUGCUCUCACGUGUUGCUGCUGUCAAGGCACCCCGCACACACAACCGUCGCCGCGUGACCGGAUCCAGCGGGAGGAGGAGGGAAGGAGGAGAGAGUGAGCCGCAGAGGCCCAACAUGUCCCGGCAUCUCCUCUACUCUGCGGUGCUGCUUCUCAUUGUUGUGAUGAUGUGCUGCAACACUGGUGUGGCUGCGGAAGCUGAGGUGAAGGAGUCAACGGUUUCAAAGUUUGAAUGGAAGAACGCCAAUGACGAUGGUUUAAGUUUGAAAUCUUUGGGUGUUCCCGGCCUUCUAAAAGUGGGGAGUGACGUGUUUGCCGUUGCCGAGGCGCAGUGCGGGAAAGAGGAUGCUGAGGAUAACACUUUUAUUGGCAUUGCAUCCCAACUACUCACGAUGGAUAAGGGUAAAGAAUCGAAGGAGGAAUUUCCUAAGGAUGCCGAAAAGGGGACAAAAGUUUUGGAGAAGGGCGUUUCCCAAGGCGAGAAGAAGAAAGUGGAUGUGAGUCGACCAACAACAGUUGUGAAGGGAAAUGAUAUUUACAUGCUUGUUGGGAAAUACAGCCAGACAGCUGCUGGUGAGAAUAGAGGUGCCGAUGACUGGGGAUUAUUGCUGCUGCGAGGGAACGUCAGUGACGGAAGUGGCGGCGAGAAAAGAAUCCAUUGGAAAGAUACCACCGAUGUCCCGCGGGCAUCUGUUGGCGAGCAACUAGAAUCGUGGACAGGACUGAUUGGCGGUGGUGGAUCGGGUAUUGAGACGAAAGACAGAACUCUCUUGUUCCCAGUGCAAGUCACGAAGAAGGGGAACAAGAAGGGUGAAGCAACAAAGGAUGAAAAGGCCGUUUCGUUACUCAUAUACACCUCCGAUAACGCUGCGAGUUGGACGCUGUCGAAGGAGGUUCCUGACAGUGGCUGCAGUGAUCCCUCCGUUGUGGAGUGGGGGGAGAAGGACAAAAAACUCAUCAUGAUGACUGCGUGUGACGAUGGCCGCCGCAGGGUGUACGAGAUCGGUGACAAGGGGGAGUCGUGGACGGAGGCACUCGGGACACUCUCGCGCGUGUGGGGCAACAAACAGGGCGAAGAAGUGAAGGUCGUUAGAAGCGGGUUCAUCACAGCGACGAUUGACGGUGUUGAUAAUAACAGAAAUGUGAUGCUCGUCACUCUGCCGGUUUAUCCCAAGGAGGCUGGUAAAAAAGAAACGGGCAAUGGAAAGGGAAACCUCCAUCUUUGGCUGACGGACAAUACGCACAUUGUUGAUAUUGGGCCGGUAUCCGAUGACGAUGACGCUGCCGCCAGCUCCCUGCUGUACAAAAGUGCUGGAAGUGAAACUAAUAAGGAUGAGUUGAUUGCACUGUACGAGAAGAAGGACGGUGAGGAAGGGAAACCAUCACCCGGUAUGGUCUAUUUGCCUCUGACUGCGCAGCUACAGCAUGUGAAGGAUGUGCUGUCGACGUGGAAGGAAGUGGACGACCGUGUCUCCAAGCUGUGCCCUUCAAAAAGUGCUGAGAGUCCCUCACCUGGCAAUGCCUGCAGUCCUACUUUUAAGAUCACGGAUGGGCUGGUUGGCUUUUUGUCCGGCAACUUCUCUGAGAACACAUGGAGGGACGAGUACCUCGGGGUGAACGCCACAGUGAAGAAUAAUGAUGUUGGGGGUAAGAAAGCAAAAUUGCAUGAAGGCAGUGUGAAGUUCCAGGGAGCGUGGGCGGAGUGGCCCGUUGGCAAGCAAGGGGUGAACCAGCUGUACCACUUUGCGAACUACAACUUCACUCUUGUGGCGACGGUGUCCAUUGACGGUGAGCCGCAGGAGGGUAAUAUUCCAUUGAUGGGUGCGCGUUGGGAAGGCCAAGGAGAAAACAAAGUUUUUGGACUGUCGUACAGCAACAAAAAAGGGAACUGGGCAGUGUUGUGCAGUGGCCCAAGGACCACGGAGCACAGCAGCCCUUUGGAGCCAGGGACAACACACCAAGUGGCCAUUGUGCUACAGAACGAAAAACAGUGCUCGGCCUACGUCCAUGAUACACUUGUGGGGAAUGCGCAAUUAGAUUUGAAGGAUAUUGAAGGGUCUAAAGGGAUCUCUCACUUCUACAUUGGAGGGGAUGGAAGCGGCGCAGGGAAUCAAGAAGGUGUGUCUGUGACUGUGACGAACGUAUUGCUGUAUAACCGUCCGUUAAGUUCCGGGGAGAUUGCUGAGCUCGUCAAAAAUAAAAUUACUAAUCCGAAGCCGGAAGUUCCGAAGACAUCGACAACAUCUCCUCUUUCACCAGCGUUAAGUGGAUCACCUGUGCAGGGAACCGUUACCCAGUCCAAUUCUGCCGGGCAACCGCCGUCGGAGCAAGGACAGCCGAAAGGGAGCAAUGGUGCCGGAGCUGGCGGCGCAUCCACACCAGCGACGUCUACCGCCGCAGCUUCUUCAGGACAGGAGCCCGUAAAGCAGCCGACAUCUGGAACCUCUCCCAGUGGAAACAAAAAUGCGGAUGGCACUUCCUCGUCUGGUGGUGACAAAGUUGUGGUGACAGUGGGUGGAGAAACGGUUCAGGGAGAUGGAUCACAACAAACUACUGAGGUGAGCGUGAGCUCUGAUGCGAAUGGGGAGAGGGUGGGAGGGACGGAUGUGCAGCAGGAAGAGCUCCAUGCACGGGACGGCGAAGUAAAGGCUGCGGCACUCAGCAGCAGCCUCGGAAAUGUGUCGCAGGGGAAUAACAGCGAUGCCGGCACUGUGCGUGGGAGCGGACUGCUGCUUCUUCUUCUGUUGGGACUGUGGGUGUUUGCGGCUCUGUGA
This is a messenger RNA of Trypanosoma cruzi, 2772 nucleotides long. Its product is annotated as trans-sialidase, putative. Gene Ontology annotation, molecular function: exo-alpha-sialidase activity. Lineage: Eukaryota; Euglenozoa; Kinetoplastea; Trypanosomatida; Trypanosomatidae. The transcript has a single exon. The record is from RefSeq and is a predicted model, not a curated record. The coding region runs from base 1 to 2772 and encodes 923 amino acids.